UUCAACCCUCUCACCGACACCAACAUCAACCUCUGUUCCUUCAAUCCUACGAUCACCAUCAAGCGGCUCCACUUUACCCUCCUCCUCCCAAUCCACCACGUUUACGGAGAGAGAGUGCUUGCCUACUAUGGCGGGAAGGUGGAACCGUACGGGGCCAUCGGUGGUGGUGGUGCUCCUCCCCCUGCGACGGCGACGAACAAGGUUGUUAAAGCGGUGCCGAAGGUGGACGCCGAGGGAGACGCGAAGAGCGGAGUGCAGAAGUUUCGGGUGAAGCUGUUGGCGGAAAGUGGUGGUCAAAGCAUUAUUGAUGUUCUCUGUCAGAUCGGUUUGGAUGGAAUUCGUAUGUUGGAUCCAAAUACUAGUCGAACAUUGAGAAUAUAUCCACUUGAGAACAUAACAAGAUGUGAUAGCUCAGUGGAUGUUGAGCCAGGACGAAUAAGAUUGCUGUCCAAUAGAUAUACUACCAACACACUUUUGGAUACAGUUAAUGCUGCUACCAUACAGUUCAAGGAAAUGGGUGGAAGCAGGAGGCCUUCCGAAUCAUUGAGAACAAACGAACAGCCUACAGAAAAAAAGAGAGGAUUUGGUGAUUGGAUGAAUUUGAUUAAACCUGCCGAUGAAGAGAAGGAUCAUUGGGUCCCAGAUGAAGCAGUCUUAAAAUGUACAGCAUGCGGAGUAGAUUUUGGGGCUUUUCUUCGCAGACAUCACUGUAGGAACUGUGGGGAUAUUUUUUGUGACAAAUGCACACGUGGUAGAAUUGCUCUUACUUCUGAUGAGGAUGCUCUGCAAGUACGAGUUUGUGAUCGAUGCAUGGCUGAAGUGACUCUAAGGCUGAGUAAUGCUAAAGAGUCAUCAAGUAAACCUGUAUUGCAGAGUCAUGAGGAUCUUGCAAAGAAACUUCAGGAUGAGCUAGAAAGGAAUAGAAGGAUAUCAGGUACCUAUUAUAAUCGGAGUCCAAAUCUGGAGCCUGGGUUGCAAAACUUGCUGUAUAGUUUGGAUGAAUUGUCAAAGCUCUAAGUCUGAUGGAUCUGGAAGACGAAUGAAAGAAGUUGCAUGUCCUAUUUGCACUGUCCAUCUUCAGGUGCAGGUACCAACCUCUGGUUCAGAGACCAUCGAGUGUGGAGUUUGUCAGCACCCUUUUCUUGUGACUGCUCGUUGAGUUGAGAUGACACUGAUACAGAUGAAGGUGUCUAUCCAAGGGUUUCAUGUUCGAUUAUUUUACUGUUCUAUCUCUUGCACGUGAAUAAUAGAUGCACUUAUUUAUCUUGCUUUCUUUUUGGGGUCUUAGUUUGGGGUGUACAUGAUUACCUUUUCUAGUCCUCUUGAAAAGCUGUUUCAAUUUGUAUAAAGUAGUUGCCGAACAUAUAUGUAUAGCCGUGUCAAUUUCACUGUAAUUUGUAAGUUCACUGGUUUGAAACGAUAUAGUAGCUCUGUCAAUAUUUUCGAGGAUCAGUAAUUUUAACUGUUUGAAAGGUCUCAACCGAUUUGCAACUAUAGUGAUUGCAAUCACAUGUCUUGUAUGAUGGAUUAGCCGAAUUUAAAUAGUCGUACUAUCAAUGCACAAUAUUAGAACAGUAUUUUCGAAACAUAAUGAAAUUCUUAAUUCAUGUUUUU
Messenger RNA from Glycine soja, 1614 nucleotides. Its product is annotated as protein FREE1-like. Gene Ontology annotation, molecular function: metal ion binding; ubiquitin binding. The annotation marks the transcript as partial. Gene Ontology annotation, cellular component: late endosome membrane; ESCRT I complex. The record is from RefSeq and is a predicted model, not a curated record. The transcript has 10 exons. Gene Ontology annotation, biological process: intralumenal vesicle formation; multivesicular body assembly. NCBI's taxonomy places the organism in Eukaryota, Viridiplantae, Streptophyta, Magnoliopsida, Fabales, Fabaceae.